Molecule: messenger RNA, 1414 nt
Organism: Quercus robur (English oak)
Lineage: Eukaryota; Viridiplantae; Streptophyta; Magnoliopsida; Fagales; Fagaceae
Product: farnesol kinase, chloroplastic
Exons: 6
Coding region: 196-1212 (338 amino acids)
Molecular function (GO): kinase activity
Source: RefSeq, a predicted model, not a curated record
AUCUGGGCAGACAAUGAAAUGUGCACCCAGGAAGAAUUUUUUUUUUUUUUUUUUCUCUCCAUUUAUUCAAGCUUUCCUUUGUAUCCUGUGAACUAAAAAGUGGAAAUUGAUUUUCCACCCACUAGUUCCUUUCUCCCCUCUUUCCACCUUUCCAAACAGAGUCUUUUAAUUUAAUAAUAAAUAAAUAAAUAAGAAAUGGCAGCAACAACUGUCUUUAUCUUCUCCCCACUAAACUCUUCCUCCACGUUUGACUUACUUGCCCCCAAAAUCAAAUCUCAAUUCGGGUUGGGACGGAAUUCCAACACUCCCUCGUUACUCUCAGCUGCCACACUCUCACUCUCACCUUCACGCAACAGCCCACGUCAUACUAUUAAUAUUAAUAGUAUCAGCUCUGUUUGUGGUUUUGGUUUUGGUUUUGGUUUGAGACUGGGAGCUAUCAGUUCUGGGCGAAUACUUAAUCGCGAUCUGAAGCCACUGGCUGCCAUCAUGAUACCGGAAAACCCGGUUGUCGCCGAUAUCUGUGCCGCCAGCUUGACCGGUUGCAUCGCCCUCUCCUUGCUUCGAUUCUGGGGCGAAAUCGCCAAUCGUGGAAUCUUUGACAAGAAAUUGAAUAGGAAGCUUGUGCAUAUAAGCGUUGGGCUAGUUUUCAUGCUUUGCUGGCCAAUGUUCAGUUCUGGGUAUCGGGGUUCCAUUUUAGCAGGUCUUGUUCCAGGUAUCAAUAUCGUUCGGAUGCUUCUCUUGGGACUUGGAAUAAUGAAAGAUGAGGCUAUAGUGAAGUCGAUGAGCAGAAAUGGAGACCACAGGGAACUCCUUAGAGGACCACUCUACUAUGCUACAACGAUCUCUUUGGCUUGCAUCAUCUAUUGGAGAACUUCCCCUAUUGGGAUUGCAGCAAUUUGUAACCUCUGUGCUGGGGAUGGUUUUGCAGACAUAAUUGGAAGGAGGUUUGGUAGUCAUAAAAUUCCUUACAACAGACACAAGUCUCUCAUUGGUAGUAUUGCAAUGGUAUUUGCUGGCUUUUUAGCAUCUAUAGGGUAUAUGUACUAUUUCUCUUCAUUUGGAUUUCUUCAGGAAAGAUGGGAAAUGGUUUUGGGGUUUUUGGUUGUGUCUCUUGCCUCAGCAUUGGUGGAAACACUCCCCAUAAGCACUGAGCUUGAUGACAACCUCACGGUUCCCUUGACUUCCAUAUUGGUGGGCAUUCUUGUUUUCUGAUUUCACGAGUGGGGGCAAUGCAAAACUAAUAAAAGAGGGGGGAAUCGUUAGGAAUCAUAUCUAGGGGUAGAAAAUGUAUUUGUUGUAUACUUUUUGAUGAACGUUUAUUUGUCGUAUACUAAUUUUCUUGACCGUUUGAUUAGAUAUUUAGAUGUACCUGUCAUUUGAUUAAUGUAAUUUAUUUAUCUGUCCUUUUACUCAA